GGGUGGGGAUGGCUACCCUGAAGAUCUGCGUGUCAUUGCUGUGUGUCAUCCUGCUGAGCGUCCUGAUUGGUCGAUCACAAGUCCAAGCCGGUGACGGUGAAGCUGAAGCACAAGCUGCUGCGCUGCUGAUGGACGAGACCACCUCGAGUUUCUCGGCCACUCGCGCGAGUCUGACUGCUCUGGCCGACGCCGCCAACACGCUCACUCACUCCCACGACCGAAGCGCACUAAAAGACGGCAUGGAGGCCUUCGACGGCGUCGCCAAGCUCGUUCCCUUCAUCGAAGCGUUCGGCUCGCUCGUGCGCUUCGCGUGCGGCUCCGGCGCUAAGAGCGGCGAUCACGCGACGUACGUCAAGAGGCGAUUCAGGCAGGUCAGCAGGGAGCUGGACUCCCUCUCCGCCCCCCAGGUGCGGCCGCUCCCCGGCCUGCCUCUCUGGCCGAGCGCGGAGGAGGGGGUCGUGCUGAACGCCUGGGCCCAGCUGGAGCAGCUCGUCUCCAGCCUCGCCGUGGCCGAGACCCCCGCGGAGAGGACCAGGGCGGCGGAGAGGUUCACCGGCUACUACGAGAGCAGGGGAACAGAGGACGGCGUGAUGAGCUUCCACAGGCGCGUCACCGAGAGCAGCCCGGUGAGGGGGGGCAGUCUGCUGCAGCUGAUCUGGGAGCAGUCCGAGGGGGACGUGCGCGUGCUGACGCGGUUCUCGUCCUACGUCACGGCUCUGAUGAUCCGAGGGUCCUUCGUCAGCGCCAUCUACGACAAGCUGAAGAGCGACCGUCGUGCCGACCCGCAGAGGGCUCCAACGGCCGCAGAGCGUCUGCUCUCGCUCUCGAAGUUCGUCCGGCGGAGACUUCUCGACUGCGCGGACGGCUACGCGGCGUGGGUCAGAAAGGACGUGGAGGAGAUCAUGAGCCGUCCGUUCUCAGAGGUCCGGUCGAUGGCCACGGACAUCAAGGCACACCUGGAUGCCAAGUUCAACUGGUUUACCUGGACGGUCAUCGUCCUGGACUCCAGCUUGGAUUACGGGUUCACGUACGGAGACUUCGUCACGUUGCGUUCUCAGGGGCGGACGGUCUACCUCGUCCCCCGCAGCAGAGAGGCCGAGGUGGACGCAGCUCGCCGUGCACAAGCGCGUCAGAAGAUGAAGAAUAGUCCCGUCUGCCCCAUGGUGCAGGAGGACAUGACAGAGGGGUUCCCCAGUGGCCUGGUGAAGCAGAUGGCUUUUGCUCACGCCAUCUCCGAGUCUUUGGACUACACGACCGUCGGCGAUACCGUCACUGAGAACUGCUAUUCAACCUUCGUGUUCAUAACGACAGGAACAUACACCAACACCGUUGUUCUGAAGGGCAUGGAGAGUCUUAAGUACCCCAGCUGCUCAACGCUACAGUGUCGCCACGGAACUUGUAGGCAAGCGGAGAACUCUUCCACAGGAUUCUGUCUAUGUGAGCCCAGGUUCUAUGGUCGCAGUUGUGAGAACGACGUCUGGAAUGAAAUCAGGAACUCGAGAGCCUUGGAGGAAAAGAUCAACUCCAUCAACGUCAACCCUGUUCCAGACAUAACUGCAGUUUACUUCCGGGUUCAGGAACUAGCACGGCACGCUGAGGCACGAGAGAGAUUUCAGUGGGUGAAGCUACGCUACCAGGAUGUGAUGGAUAAACUGUCCUUUGUAAGCCAUCAGGCCGCUUCGUUGAAAAGACAUCAGAUUUCUACGGAUAGAUUUGUCUCAAAUUUCGGAGCCGUUGUAAAGACAGAGGAGGCGUUUACGUAUCUCCUGUUCCAGUUCGACAACAUGUUAAGAGGGAAUAAAGGGGAGGAGGACUCGAGCCUUCUGGAGGCUUUACGAGAGCUGCUCUUGCAUCCUAAAGAUCCGUCAGUCCAGCCGCACGAUCCGAUAGCCUGCUCGGCCUCCUACGCGGAAAAACUGGACGACUUUGUCAAGUCCGUGACCACCCUUAGGUCGGAGGGUGUCUCAGCCUGGCAGACCUAUUUCACAUUUGUGUACGGUAAACCCAUAGAAGCUUCUUUUGUAAAUACUGUAAAGGACAUGUCCGUGGGCUCUGGGUGUGGUCCUCUCAGCGCCGAUCACCUGAUCAACAGCUACUGCCAGAGGCCGCACCACAGCGCCGAGCGGCAGCGCGUCCAGCUCAGAUGUUCCGGAGGCUUCCGGGCGUUCCCAGAGACGGCGCAGUGUUCCGACGGACGGUGGAGCGCCCUGCCCGUGUGCUACACGGAGCCCAGGAACGGCGCCACGCGGUGCAGAGCGGAGAACGGCACCACGGUGUGCGAGGCGUCGUGUGACGACGACGGCGCCGCCCUGCUGGUGAGCGGGGAGCGCGCGGAGGUGUACCGCUGCACUAGCGCCCCCUGCAGGCCCUUCAGCCCGGCCGGCCCGUGCGCCGGACCACGCUGCUCCAGCAGCCGCACCUGCGAGGACGACCAGGUGUGCGACGGCGGCAGGUGUGUGGACGGCUGCAGUGGUUCACCCUGCGGUGCCAAUGCCGUGUGCUCCACCUUCCACCACGUGCCCGUGUGCACCUGCGUGGGCCCCUGGGUCAAGAACCGAGCGCAGCAGUGCAGCUCUCCCAGCAUGCACUGGGCCCAGCCCACGCACACACCUAACGGCACUGUUAAAACCCCCUCUGGCAAGCGGGUGUGUCGGGCUCUAGGACCCAGCGGAGACUGGCACGCUGGUUGGGUCUACACGGUGGCUGGGCGGGACUCCUGCCUCUUUGGCUACGAUGGCAAAACAAUGAGAGCCGCCAAGUAUGAGUUGCUGCUGGACCCCUGUGAGAGUAAAGGUUACCUGUGGAUCCCCGGAGGCCCCCACUCUGACUCCAUGUGGGCGGGCUACACCACAGACACGUCAGGCAGGAUGCUGUUCGUGUGCAGUUGGUGGGAAGACUAUAUGGACAGCAAGCGCGGCUUCUCCGGGACGCUGGUCCAGACCUCAGAGGGGUACAAGUGCACCAUCGCUCUCAACCGAGCCGCUCACACCACCUCCAGCUACCUGACGCUAGUGCGGGUGCAGUCCUGCCAAGCCUCAUCACCAGUGGAUCGGGUACACAGCCAUUUGUAGCUGGGACUAGCAGCAUCAACCCACUACAGUGGAUGGAGCACUGUUGUUGAACAGGGAUUAGCAUAAACCCCAUGGACAUUGAACAGCACACUGUUAUGUUGAACUGAAACUAGCAUAAACUAGCCUAACUUCGCAGAGUCUGGCCUACUGUAGAUCGUUUAUUUCCUGGUUGGUGGACGCUUGUCUGAAGUUUGAAAUCAUUGGAGUUCCAUCACUAACGUUAAGUAAUGACUUUUGUUAACCAUGGGGGACACAGCGAUAAUGAUAGGCUUGAAACUUACAGUUUUUUACGAUUGUUUACACACUAAAAUAAAAAUGUUCACACAAAGGAGCAAAACACCUCCACAGAGUUUCAAAACAUUAACACACAGUGAUUUGUAAAACUCUACACACAUUUCCACACCUUAGACACAGAUAAGAGGUUACUUCCUUGUCAUUACAAAGCCCCGGAUUGCCAAUGACUACACUAAUGAACAAAUUGGAUAAUCAGAGUCAAAGUGUAUGUACUUUAUGCAGUAGUUUUUAUUUGUCUACAGAUUUUAUUUGUUUAAAUGAUUUCAUUGUUGAUUGAUUACUGUAGCUGAUUAUGGUAAGAAAUACUGUAAGUAUUGAAAUAAAUACUUUCAGUAUAUAAUAAAUAUUUUCAGUCUACAGCA
Sardina pilchardus (European sardine) is the source of this 3727-nucleotide messenger RNA. Its product is annotated as SE-cephalotoxin-like. The record is from RefSeq and is a predicted model, not a curated record. The coding region runs from base 9 to 3071 and encodes 1020 amino acids. Lineage: Eukaryota; Metazoa; Chordata; Actinopteri; Clupeiformes; Clupeidae. The transcript has 6 exons.